AUGUCGUUGCGUGUUACCGCGCUGUCCCAAGGUUGCGACCUUACAGAAUUCGAUGAAAAGGAAAGCAUUUCUGGAGUUCAGCAGCUAAAAUCUUCAGUACAGAAGGGUAUCAGGUCACGCUUGUUGGAGCUUUACCCAUAUUUAGACAACUACAUUGACCAGAUUCUACCCAAAAAGGAUACUUUUAGGAUUGUCAAAUGCCACGACCACAUCGAAAUUAUGGUGAACAGUGCUGGUGAGCUGCUCUUCUUUAGACACAGAGAAGGAUCGUGGAUGCCCACACUCAGACUGCUACAUAAAUAUCCAUUCUUCCUACCCAUGCAGCAAGUGGACAAAGGUGCCAUACGUUUCGUGCUCAGUGGCGCCAACAUUAUGUGUCCCGGUCUGACGUCACCAGGGGCGAGGAUGAGUUCCGUGGAAAAGGGCAGCGUGGUGGCAGUGAUGGCUGAGGGAAAGGAACACGCAUUGGCUAUUGGCAUCACUUCGCUGUCUACUAAGGAAAUAGCUGAAGUAAAUAAAGGAGUUGGAAUAGAAAACUGCCAUUAUCUCAAUGAUGGACUCUGGCAAAUGAAACCAGUGAAGUAA
This is a messenger RNA of Pieris macdunnoughi, 585 nucleotides long. NCBI's taxonomy places the organism in Eukaryota, Metazoa, Arthropoda, Insecta, Lepidoptera, Pieridae. The record is from the annotation of a GenBank genome assembly.